UCAGAAAACCGUACACUUUUCAUCUCCCAAAUUCUCGGUCACGCGUUCUCUCCAUCGUCGCAUUUAUUCAUGCUCUCUGUCUACUUCUUCUCCUCAAAACAACGAAAUCAACAAAGGAGAGAACUCAAAAAUGUCAGAUAUCAAUCCAGGAUUCGAAUCAUCAUCAUCCUUCAACACACUAAACAUCGACGUAACCGAAUCAAUCCUCUCCCAUCUCCCAAUCCCUUCCUUAGUCCGUUUCACUCUCGUCUCUAAGCUAUGGCGUUCAAUCAUCACCUCUCUUCCUCCUCCUUCUCCCUCUCCGUCUUCAUCAUCACCAUGGCUCUUCCUCUUCGGUAUCCACAACACUUGCUCUUUCCACAACCAAUCCUUCGCUUUCGAUCCUCUCUCCAAUUCCUGGCUCCGUCUCCCUUCCUCCUCCUCUUCCUCCGAUCACCUCGUCGGAUCUGAUCGCUUCCUCUUCACCACCGCUCCUCGUUUCUCCUUCUCACCGAUCCUCAAACCUAAUUGGCGAUUCACUUCCCCUGUUCGGUUUCCUCGAAUCAAUCCUCUGUUAAGCGUUUUCACGGCUCGUUCCGGCGCAUCCAAGCUGAUCCUCGUCGGUGGAUCUUCGCGAAUCGGCGGAUUAGUUGACAUCGAGGAACGGUUAGCUGUACAAGUCUACGAUCCGGUUCUUGACUCAUGGGAGCUCUGUUCACCACUCCCUGCUGAUUUCAGAUCUGGUCAGGAUCAUCAGACUCUAACCUCGGCUCUGUUUAGGAGAAGGUUCUACGUUUUCGAUAACUAUUCCUACUUCAUCUCGUCGUUUUGCUUGGAUUCGUAUACCUGGAGUGAUGUUCAAACGCUUAAACCACCUGGACUCUCGUUUGCGUUCUUGAAUUCGUGUAACGGUAUGCUUGUUCUCGGUGGGAUGUGUGGUUUCUCGUUUAAUCUGUGGAGAAUCGAAGAAGGUUCUAUGGAGUUUAGCGAAAUAGCGGUUAUGCCUGAGGAUUUGUUGUUUGGAUUAGUUGAUAACGAGGAUGAGGAGGAAGAGGAUAGUAACAAGUUUAGGAGUUUGAAAUGUGUUGGCUCUGGGAAUCUUGUUUAUGUGUUUAAUGAUGAUUGUCAUAAGAAGUUUCCAGCUUGUGUAUGUGAGAUUGGUGAGAAUGGCAAGUGUAGUUGGAGAAGAGUGCCUCGUUUGCCUUCUCCUGUUAAUAAGUUUCAUAAAGUUGCUAGUUUCUGCUCAACUGUAUCUAUUAGCGAUGUUUUCCACCCCGAGGAAGCUCAGAUUGGUGGUUUGAUCCGCAUUUGAGUUUUGCUUACUUCUGCCACUGUAAAAAUGAAAAGUGGAGAUGAGGAAAGAAGAAAAAAUAAUGGGGUGUGUAAUUAGCUGUAAACUGGAUUCGAAUUCUUCGUAAAUGUUAUGUUAAGUCUUUGUUUCUACUGUUUUAUGUAUUUAAAUUCUUAAAGAAGAUUCAUGAAGUAUUUUUUUUGUACUAUAAAAGUUCACAGUUUCUUGUACCGAAGCAAGCUAACAUUGUGAUACGUUCUAAUAAGGGAAUGGAAUAUAUAUUUUUUUGGUA
Messenger RNA from Camelina sativa (false flax), 1562 nucleotides. RefSeq names its product F-box/kelch-repeat protein At3g24760. Gene Ontology annotation, molecular function: protein binding. The record is from RefSeq and is a predicted model, not a curated record. Lineage: Eukaryota; Viridiplantae; Streptophyta; Magnoliopsida; Brassicales; Brassicaceae.